This is a messenger RNA of Meloidogyne enterolobii, 2281 nucleotides long. NCBI's taxonomy places the organism in Eukaryota, Metazoa, Nematoda, Chromadorea, Rhabditida, Meloidogynidae. The record is from the annotation of a GenBank genome assembly.
AUGAGACGAACUACUAGCGGAGGGGCUUUUCCUUACGACCAACAGGAUAAUGAAAAUAAGGAUUCAUUGAAUGUCUCAUCUGAACCAAAUCCAUUGACGAGACGCUUAAAUGAUUUUAGGCUUCAAGAGAUUGGAUGUGAUGUUGCUUUUGUUGUUGGAGAAGAAAUGGAGAAACUAAAAGCGCAUAAAUUAGUCCUUGGAGCAAGUUCUCCUGUUUUUCUCGCAAUGUUUUAUGGCCCUUUGGCUAGCGAUUCAUCACCAACCGCACUUCGACUAAUAAAUCCAGCAGUUAAUGUCGAAAAUUCAAUUAGUAAGCAACAGGAAUCAACAUCUGGUGCUCUUAGUAUUUCAAAUUUGCAACACAUCCAACCUAAAACAGCUCAUAUUGUAGGAGCAGAAGAAGAAGAAUAUGAGGAUGAAGAGUAUGAAGACGAAGAAUAUGAGGAAGAACCAGAUAAUCUCAGUAAUGAGUCUUCCCUUACCUCAUCUCUCGAAGGAGAGCAUCAUUUACGCGGAGUAAAUGAUAUCAAAACAUUUCCAACUGUUGGGGUUGUUGGAACUGCUCAGAAUUCUGGAGUUGAUGAAGGAGGAAAUUUAAUACAUCGAAAUGUUCAUUCUGCAGAAAUCCCUCCACCACAACCUCCACAUUUUCAUCGUCAAAUUUCUCAUCCAUUUGAAGGUGGUUCAAUUGUCAAGCGACGUUUCUCAAUUUCUAAACCAAAAAACUUGGGUCAUAAAACAGUACAAUCACAAGGAGAACAACAUCAACAACAAUUAAAUUUUGACGAGAAUUCAAUGAAAAUUGAAUUGGCUGUUAAAGGACUUCAAAUGGUUAGAGUACCAGAUUGUGAACCUAAAGCUUUUGCUAUUUUGAUUGAUUUUGUUUACAGUGAUUUUGACAUAAAAAACCUUUCAAGACGUAAUUUACUUAAUGAAGAGAAUGUAAUGAAUACACUUUAUGCCGCUAAAAAAUAUGACAUUCACCCAUUGGUGACAGAAUGUGUUAGAUAUUGUACUGCUAGAUUGACUGCAACAAAUGCCGUUUCUUUGCUAGCACAGGCACGGCUAUUGGAUGAAAAUACUUUGGUUGAACAGUGUUAUCAAGUAAUCGACCAAAAUACGGAUAUUGCACUCCAUGCCAAUGCUAUAGCCGAUAUUGACAGAGAUACAUUAAUUAAUGUUCUUGGUCGAAAUCAAUUGGACCCUUCAUCAGAAUUAAUUAUUUUCCAUGCAGCAAAAGCUUGGGCAGAAGCAGAAUGUUCUCGUAAACAUAUUCAACCAACAGUUGAAAAUCUUCGAAAAUGUUUGGGGCCAGCAAUGGAAUUAAUUAGAUUCUCUUUAAUGGAUGUAAAUGAAUUUGGACAGGCAGCAAGCUCUUCUUUGUUAACAUAUGAAGAGAUUGCUGAAGUAUUCCUUCAUUUAACAGUUCGCCCACGCCCUCCAUGUCGAUUUGCUUGUAAAGGCUUUCGAGCUAAUUCUCGUUCAAAACACGUCGUUCAACGUUUUCUUUCUGUUUCGGCAAAACCUCGUUCUCGACGUGAAUACAAAGUCUGCUUUACUGUAGACAGAAAUGUUCUUAUAAGUGGAUUGAGUGUUUAUGGUGUUUUUCAAUCAAAUAACAAAGUUUACGAUGAAAAUCCGAAGACAACUUGGGAAUAUGACGUUGAAAUAAAGUUAGAGGCACCAGUUGACUCUCCAAGCAUUUACGGGUCAGCAUUAAAACUUCUCGCAUCAAACAUUGUACAAUUGAGUAGCAAAUUUGGCGAUCCGAAUCCCCUUGUCGCCUAUUUUACUGAACCAGUUGCUUGUCAAGCAGAUAUUACUUAUUUGGCUACUGUUCAUUUUAAAAAUGAAACGGGUGUUUCUACUUUUCAAGGCAAGGAUGGACAAGAUCGUGUUGUUGUUGAAUUACCUUUUGAUGAAACUGUUACUUUUAAGUUCCAUUCUUAUCGUUUUGGAUUUGACGGAGGUGACGGUGGAAGGACCGAAGGUCAGAUCCCAGCAAUACAUUUCCUUAUGCAAUGGUCAGAUGAAAAUCCACCAAAAAGCUUUAAUUAAAAUAAUUAUUUAAACUAAAUUUGUUUUAAUAUAUAUUUGGAUAUUUAAUUUAACCAAAAAUCGGGCAUUUUUAUUUAUUUUUCAUGAAUUUAAAUUUAUUUACUUAUUUUCUUCUUUGCUCGUCACCAAUUAAGGCAAAAUUCAAUUUAUUUUUAUAAUAUUUCCUAAUUAUUUUUAUUGUUAGUUGUUUGAAUAAAAGCAUUAUUUGGUAAUUAAUUUGAAU